UCCCAUGUUGAUAAAAUAAAGAAACUUCUAAGCUGCUUUACCACCUCUCUCUCUCUCACUACAAAAUAUUACUCGCCGGAAACAUUGCGGACGAUGUCGUCUCCGUCUCCGGGGGUUUCUCCGGUCCCCUUCAACUCCACCCCUCCUCCGCCAGUAUCUAACCUCACACCUCCGCCUCCGCCUGCGCCUGACACGACCAACCAAACUGCUUCUCAGGCACCUCCACCGACGAACUCGAAUGGUACUCUAACGCCGCCGUCAUAUCCAAGUGGAUCUCGGGGACCGGCAGGGCCGUCCCCGCCGGUACUGUCGGCGUUGAUAGUAGGAGUAGUGUUAGGUGUGCUGGCUGGUGUGGGUUUUUCUGUUUGUGUGUACCGGAGGAAGAAAAGGAAGGAAGCGCAGAGAUUGUUGCUCACUGGCCAACCUUCGCAAGUAGCUAGCAAAGAUGAUGAUUGGCAGCACAAAACUGCUCCCCCUCCGGACAAUAAAAUGAUGAUGUGGCCGAAGCUCACUCAUCCGCAAGGAACUCCUCCGAGUAACCAACUGCCACCAAUGCCUGGUAUUUUUGCUGAACAUCCUUCGACAAGCAGCAGCAUGGGCUCUGAUAAGCAAUUUCCACCACCAACUCCUGGAAUUGCUCUUGGAUAUUCACAGAGCACUUUUACUUAUGAAGAACUAGCCAUGGCCACUGAUAAUUUCUCCGAAGCCAACCUCCUUGGUCAGGGUGGUUUUGGCUAUGUUCACAAGGGAAUCCUUGCUAAUGGUACGGUGGUUGCAAUUAAGCAGCUUAAAUCUGGGAGUGGACAGGGGGAGCGUGAAUUUCGGGCCGAGAUUGAGAUUAUUAGCCGUGUCCAUCAUCGACAUCUUGUUUCAUUAUUUGGUUACUGCAUCGCUGGAGCCCAAAGAAUGCUUGUUUAUGAGUUUGUACCCAACUACACCUUGGAAUUUCAUUUACAUGAGAAUGGGAGACCAACCAUGAACUGGUCAACAACAAUGAAGAUUGCAGUUGGCGCUGCAAAAGGAUUGGCAUAUCUGCAUGAAGACUGUCAGUAUUUUUGCCUGCUACAUUUAGCUUGUCCAUUUUUCACGUUUAAGCUGUUUAUCUCUGAGUUCCCAUCACUUUUUGUGGUAAAAUAUGUUUCAGGCCAGCCUAAAAUCAUACAUCGAGAUAUCAAGGCUUCUAAUAUUCUUAUUGAUCAUAGCUUUGAAGCAAAGGUUGCUGAUUUUGGACUUGCCAAACAUUCUUUAGAUACAGAAACUCAUGUCUCAACUCGAGUGAUGGGAACUUUUGGUUAUAUGGCACCAGAGUAUGCCUCCUCUGGGAAGCUUACAGCGAAGUCAGAUGUCUAUUCCUUUGGUGUUGUGCUUCUAGAGUUGAUUAGCGGGCGUCGGCCUGUUGAUAGAACUCAAUCCUUUAUUGAUGAUAGCAUAGUUGAUUGGGCAAGGCCUUUGCUCAAGCAAGCUCUAGAAGAUGGCAACUUUGAUGCUGUUGUUGACCCAAAACUGCAGGACUAUGAUUCUAAUGAAAUGAUCCGAAUGAUUUGUUGUGCUGCAGCUUGUGUUCGUCAUUUGGGACGGUUUCGGCCGCGAAUGAGCCAGAUAGUUCGAGCUCUGGAAGGAAAUAUGCCUCUUGGUGAACUAAAUGAGGGGAUCACUCCUGGGCCUAGCAUGGUAUACAGUUCUGCAAGCUCAGAUUAUACCAAUCACCAAUACGAGGAGGACCUGAAGAAAUUCAGAAAGUUAGCACUAGAAAGUCCUGAGCAUGAUAGCAGGGUGAACCCACUAGCAAGUACAAGCAGCCAAGAAUGCACUGAACCCACAAGCGAGUCUGGUCGGAAUCCAUUCCGCUCAAGCACAGAAGGCCAACAAACUAAACCAGAGAUGGAUUCACAAAGAAAGGAGGAACACAUCAAAGAUACCUAGGAAAGGUCUCAAACAGCUGACUACAUCACAUUCCUUGGUUUGUCAAAAGUCAUGCCUACUCUGGACAAACCACAAUUUUGUCGCCAAAAUGAGGUUGAUGGAUGAGGUAGAUAGAGGCUACAAAGGUUCAAAUUUCACGUGCACAGUUGAACUCAAAUUCCAUGGUUUAACUGCAUUGGCCUCGGGGGUUCAUUUUUCUAGACAAUAAUUAGGAUAGGUGAAACCACCACCGUUACUAUUCUUUAUAUUUGAUUACUCCCUUUAACUGCUUGUUUGUAUAUUCAUAGAGCAUGUGGAAUUUUAUUGGAUGCCAUCUAGCUAGCUCCUUUUUUGGCCAGGAGAUAGCAAAUUAAUUAAAUUAAAUUAAAUUAAUCUAUCA
Populus nigra (black poplar) is the source of this 2302-nucleotide messenger RNA. Its product is annotated as proline-rich receptor-like protein kinase PERK15. Lineage: Eukaryota; Viridiplantae; Streptophyta; Magnoliopsida; Malpighiales; Salicaceae. The transcript is spliced from 7 exons. The record is from RefSeq and is a predicted model, not a curated record. Bases 94 to 1923 code for a protein of 609 amino acids. Gene Ontology annotation, molecular function: ATP binding; protein kinase activity. Gene Ontology annotation, biological process: protein phosphorylation.